Molecule: messenger RNA, 3029 nt
Organism: Aphidius gifuensis
Lineage: Eukaryota; Metazoa; Arthropoda; Insecta; Hymenoptera; Braconidae
Product: SWI/SNF-related matrix-associated actin-dependent regulator of chromatin subfamily A-like protein 1
Exons: 3
Coding region: 202-2301 (699 amino acids)
Biological process (GO): replication fork processing; DNA repair
Cellular component (GO): nuclear replication fork
Molecular function (GO): ATP-dependent chromatin remodeler activity; ATP binding
Source: RefSeq, a predicted model, not a curated record
AAUUCGAAAAAUCGCUCAUUUACCCAACACUGCAAUCCUUACAGACCAUUGUUUUUUCCGUUUGUUAAUACAAGUUACUCACAAGUUCUCACUCCUUGUGAGAAAACAAAACUACUUAAACUUACGACAUACGUGUUGGUGAAAAAAUAUAAUGUUAAUAUUCAAUUCUAAUUCUGAUGUCAAAAAAGAACCUCAGGUACAAUGUAUUCAUCAGAGGAAAUUGAAAAAAAGAGACUUUUAGCUCUUCAAAAAAAAGCCCAAAAGUUACAACAGUUGGAAAAUAAAGUGCCUGAAAAAAGGAAACUAUCGUCAAGUCCUAUUACUACACAUAAACCUAAACAACCCCGUAUUUUUAAUACAAUAAAUCCAGAUAACUUUUUUGGAAAAUCUGAAUCUUUUAAAAUCAAUUGUGUUAUGAUAACUGAGGAUCGAUUUCAAAUAGAGGCAUCAUAUAACCAAGAACUUAUUAAAUUGUUUUACAAAAUUUCAUCAAAAAAAUAUGAUCCCAAAACCAAGUGGUGGAAUUUCCAUAUCGAUGACUAUAAUAAUUUAUUACAGGAUAUUAAAAUGGUAUUUGGAACAAAAAUUAUUAUAUCAUCUAUUCCUCCAUUCGUUUUACAAACUUUUCGCGUAAAUCUACGACAAAAAUCUGACGAAAAGCUGCAUAUCAGUAUUGAAGAUAAAAUCGAUAAGACAUUAUUAUCCCAAUUAAUGCCUUUUCAAAAAGAAGGAGUUAUGUAUGGAAUAAAAAAUAAUGGUAACUGUAUUAUUGCUGAUGAUAUGGGACUUGGAAAAACCAUUCAAGCUCUUGGUAUUGCUCACUACUUUCAAGAUGACUGGCCGUUAUUAAUUGUGACACCUUCUGUAGUGAGAUAUCAAUGGUCUGAAGCAAUUUUUCGAUUUUUACCGUCAAUUCCAGCUCAGCAUGUUUUUCAAUUCACUAAUGGAAAAGAUUGUCUUGGCAGUGAACGUGUUACAAUUGUCUCGUAUGAUUUACUAGCUAGACAUAUACAAACAUUUGAAAACAAAGUAUUUGGAUUUUUAAUUAUAGAUGAAUCACACUCUCUAAAAAGUUUCAAAACAGAAAGGACCAAAUCUGUUAAAAAAAUUGCUACACAAGCAAGACACGUUUUGUUACUCAGUGGAACUCCAGCCUUAUCACGACCAAUUGAACUUUAUUCACAGCUAUCUUUCGUUUGUCGGAAUUUCAUGAAAGUGCAUGAUUAUGGAGUUCGUUAUUGUGAAGGACAGCAAAAUGCAUUUGGUUGGGAUUUUAAAGGAGCUUCAAAUAUUAGAGAACUUCAGCUACUUUUGAAAUCUACUUGUCUUAUUAGACGAAUGAAAGGUGAUGUUUUAAAGCAAUUGCCUGACAAAAUAAGAGAAGUCGUAAUUCUUGAUCCUGGGUUGAUUAAAGUUGCUACAAAAGAGAUGGUAGCAAUGGCAGCCCAUCUUCAAAAAACUAAUGGUAUUGAAAGACAUGGUCUUUUAUUAAAAUAUUAUGCGGAGAGCUGUCAGCAAAAAGUUCUUGCAGUAGGAAAUUAUAUCAAAAAUCUUGUUGAAAAACAAAACAAAUUUCUUGUUUUUGCUCAUCAUGAAUACAUGCUUACUAAAAUUUGUAAUAUUCUCAACAAAAGUAAGAUUAUCUACGUUAAAAUUGAUGGUAAAACAAAAGCAGAAGAUAGAAAAGUAUUUGUGGAUAAAUUUCAAGAGUGUGAUUCUUGUUUGGUUGCUGUUCUAUCGAUUACAGCAGCUAAUGCUGGAAUUACUUUGACUGCAGCAAGUUUAGUUGUUUUUGCUGAGCUGUAUUGGAAUCCUGGGACUCUUUGCCAAGCGGAGGAUCGAGUUCACAGAAUUGGUCAAAAAAACUCAGUUGUUAUCCAAUAUUUAAUCGCAAAAGGAACAGUUGAUGAUUUUCUUUGGCCUUUGUUGCAGUCGAAAACAGAGUUUCUAGCUGAUGCAGGACUUAACCAGAACUUUUCGUUCAGUGAAACAGAAUUAACCCAUCAAAAAUUAACUGGGGAAGAUUUAGCAUUAUCAGAAAGUAUUGAUAAACAAAAAACACUGAAUGAUUUUGUGAUUUCGCAGGAGUUGCAAAUUAAUAUGGAAAAGAAGUUCUCAUAUCCAAUGAACGAAGUACCUCAAACUUCUACGUUCAAUUCUGAAUUAACUUCUGAAUCUAUGAAAGAUGAAAACUCAUCAUUAUUAACUGUAGUUCGUCCUAGCAUACCGGAAAAUUUGGGUCAAUUACUUGAUGAUGACGAUAGUAGUUUUGCAGAUUUCGAUCUUGCGAGUAUUUCCUAGUUUUGAAACUAUCCAAAUAUGAUUUUAUAUUUUUUUAUAAACUUCGCGCAUUAUUUGUAAGACCAUAUCUAAAAAUAAAUAGAAUAUUCUGUUGUUUAUUAAAAAUGUUAUUUCUUGAUGCAUCUUAAUGAAAAUAUUUUAAUACCGAAAUACUCAAAUUACUUUUGAUGCCAAAUAUAGGAAUGAUGAUGCUAUCCACGCUUCUGGUUGAAUGUAAGUCGCAUAGUCGGCGGAUGACUUUUCUGUGCUAAAAGGACACGCUUCGACUUCAAAAAAAUGACGAAACAGUUGCUGAAGCAACUGUGCCUGCCCUGCUGGGGAAAUUUUAAUUUCUUUAUUGAAAUUCGGGAUUACAAAUUUAUUUUAUUCUCUAUUGUUACAACUAAAAAUUAUUCAUCCAUUUUGUUUGUUCCUUCCAUAUUUUCUUUAGUAAAUUUAGUAUCUUUAAUUGGUUUUCUGAUAUUGAUGUAGGUAAAAUGUUUAUAGAUAUCUGCUUUAUUGACGUGCUUUAUCUCUCUUUAAUCAAUGCGAUUGAAAUGUGUCAGAGUGAGAUAAAGCACGUUAAUAAAGCAGAUAUCUAUAAGCAUUUUACCUACAUCAAUAUCAGAAAAAGCAAAAACACGAAAGUGCCAGUUUCACAAAAGCACAAAAGAGCUGUUCGAGAAAAAGAAAAAACCAUAAUAAUAACAUUCAACCAUUUAGCAUAUAUCAUCAUACAUAACCUUUUA